GGAACAAGAGGACAGAGCAGGGGCACCUUCUCAGGCAGAGAGAUAGAGAGAGCUCACCUUUUUUAAUUUAAACUUAAUUUUUAAACACACAGAAAGAAUAAGAAACGAAAAGAAGAAGAAACGCCAGAGAUAAAAAGGUAUUACGUUGGCCACCAAACGUUAAACUCAUGCGGAGUGACUGGUCUGGUUCACCAUAGAGGAUCUUUGGCUGUGGGUUUGCACCAGUAGGAAGGCGCGCGUUGACAGGAGGCAGGACGGGACAUAGGACAGGACGGGACUCUCCGGGCGGCGGCUGGUCGGUGGAGUAACAGCGGACCUUCAUGGACAGGACGGCCGUGGUGAAGGUCGGGGCCGCGGCCAGCGCCAGCGUCUGUGCCCUGUUCGGCGGCGUGGUUCUGGCCCAGUACAUCGUCGCCAAGAAGAAGCGAGCGGGCAAGAAAACCCGGAUCAUAGAGAUGAUGCCUCAGUUUGAGAAGACGACGGUCCACAUGAGGGACCCUGAGAGGGUGGAGCAGAUCAUCUGUGGCCUCAUCAAAGGAGGAGCUUCUAAACUCCAGAUCAUCACAGACUUCGACAUGACGUUAAGCAAGUUCGCUGUCAACGGCAAACGCUGUCCGACGUGUCACAAUAUCAUUGAUAACUGCAAUCUGGUGACAGAGGAUUGCAGGCAGAAGCUGCUGCAGCUGAAGAAUAAAUAUUAUCCCAUCGAGAUCGACCCUCACCUCACCAUGGAGGAGAAAUACCCGUUCAUGGUGGAGUGGUAUUUCAAGUCUCACACACUACUUGUGGAGCAGCGGCUAGAGAAAGACAAACUGGCCGAGGUGGUGAGAGAGUCUGACGCUGCACUCAGAGAAGGCUAUGAGCAGUUCUUCGACCGCCUGCAGCAGCACAAUGUGCCCGUCUUCAUCUUCUCCGCUGGCCUCGGCGACGUCCUGGAGGAAAUCAUCCGCCAAGCCGGAGUCUACCACCCCAACGUCAAGGUCGUCUCCAACUUCAUGGACUUUGAUGAAAACGGCGUCCUGAAGGGUUUCAAAGGCGAGCUGAUCCACGUGUACAACAAACACGACGGCGCCCUGCGGAACACUGAGUACUUCAAACAGCUGAAGGAAUACUGCAACAUCAUCUUGAUGGGUGACUCACUGGGGGACCUCAGCAUGGCCGACGGCGCGCCCAACGUGGAGAACAUCCUCAAGAUCGGCUUCCUCAACGACAAGGUGGAAGAGAGGCUGGACAAAUAUCUGGACUCUUAUGACAUCGUCCUGGUGAAGGACGAGACUCUGGAAGUGCCCAACGCAAUUCUUCAGAAGGUUCUAUAACUCCACCCCUCAGUUUCACCUCCCCAGUCCACUCCUCUCCUCCUUCGGGCCUGUCAGACUUCUAACACCACCCUAAACCUUUGUCAUUGGUCCAACCCCUUCCACUUGGUCUGGAUCCCACCUGGAUCUUCUUCCAACUCUGUACCCCCCCAAGCCCCUACCCUUUGCCUUUUAAAAGCCUUUUUAAAAGACAUUUUACAUCUCCUCAAUGAACUGUUUUAAAAGUCCACACAGCAGCAUCAGCCUGUCUCUGUUUUUUUGUCCGUUUAAAUUGUUCCUCAUGUUCUCUCUAAGUCAUUUUAUGAUGAAAGUAUAACCAAAAGUGAGAUGGAAACUCCCUACAAACUCUCACUCCAUCUUUAUUAUUUGCACAUUAUUGUUACAAUUGUUAUUCAUAAGAUUAUUUUUGAAAUGGUAAUAAUUGUACACCAGAAAGGAAGCGCCCGCAGACUGACACAGUGUUUUCUUUGAGCUGUCCCAUUAUGUGACUCUGAUGUCCACCUAGUCAGACAGCGACAGUGUUGUCCGACAAAACAUGAAGCUGCAUUAAAACUGGAAUGGAAAUAAUUCAGUACGUAAAGUACAAUAAAAAAUGUAUUGUUAGGUGACGGCAGCAAUAAAAAGAUCACUGACAAAGUAUUUUGUUUUAGGGAAAAAACAAGGAUUGCGAUUAUCAACAUGGAACUCAGAUGAUAAGAGGAAACGCACUUUAAAUUCUAUGUACGUGGGGAAUCAGCCUGUACAUGAAGAUAUGUGGCAGUAAUUUCGAUUUGUGGAUGUAAGAAUAUGUGUUCGCACAGAAAAGCCAUGUUUACAUAAGCUUUUUGUUUUUUAAUCCUAAUGUGCUCAUUUGGCAUCAUAUCAAUCAAGCAUUUCCAUGCCAGUGUUUAAGGUUAAAGAUGUGCUGUGUUAAGUAAUACUAAAAGUGACCUCUAGUGGUCAUAAGUGGGAAUUACAACAGUAAAAUCUCCUUUAACCAAAGUAAGAGGUGCUGCAAAAUAAGUUUAUCUAAGUUUCAGAAGGAAACACACUCCUUCUUGUGGCUCAAUAAAAUCCAGCAUUUGACCUAUUUAAUUUUAUCAACUUUUUGUUCUGUGGUUAAAAUUGAGCACUACCUCUAACAUAUUCUCCGUAGAUUUCUGGUGGGAUAUUAAAUGUCCUUGUCUCCCCUUGUCUCAACAUGUUGUGUUGAAUGUUCUCUUUGACUUUGUUUAAAUGUGCUGCUAUCACCUGCAUGUUGCCUUUUCUUAUUGUUGAGUUUAUGUGAAUGAAAGGGGAGACUAAAAUAUAUUAUAUAUCAAUUAAACGGGGAAUAGUGUCAUACUGUAUUAUGUGGCUGAUGUAUGCAAAUGUAUAUUGUUUCACUGCAUUUGGAGAACUCUCCAAACGUAUAGACCAGGCGUGUUGUAUUUUUAUAAGCAGAUGGCUUUCUCUUUUCUUUGAUGGUGUAAUUUGAAAAUGCAAUAAAAUGUCAAUUUGUGAGCCAUGACUGGAUCACAGACUGGGCAGAAACCUGGACUAUAACAUGAGCUCACACAUAAAGUUGCAGUAUAAAAAUAAAUUCUUGAAAGGACUGCAGCUCGGAUUAAAGAACUUUCUAU
Messenger RNA from Centropristis striata (black sea bass), 2917 nucleotides. It is a transcript of the gene nt5c3a, whose product is annotated as 5'-nucleotidase, cytosolic IIIA. NCBI's taxonomy places the organism in Eukaryota, Metazoa, Chordata, Actinopteri, Perciformes, Serranidae. The coding region runs from base 321 to 1316 and encodes 331 amino acids. Gene Ontology annotation, molecular function: 5'-nucleotidase activity; magnesium ion binding. The transcript has 9 exons. The record is from RefSeq and is a predicted model, not a curated record. Gene Ontology annotation, cellular component: cytoplasm.